AUGUUCCCGGCAGGCAGCGGCCCUGCCCCGGACCAGGAGCCCCUGCUGGAGGAUGCCGUGCGGAGCGGGUACAGCCUGCAGAAGCCCAGGGACCGCUGGCACGGCGCCUACCUGAUAUUCUUCCUCCUGGGCAUCGGCUCCCUCCUGCCCUGGAAUUUCUUCAUCACGGCCAAGCACUACUGGAGGUACAAGCUGCAGAACUGCUCGGAUGAGCCCGGCCCGGUGGGGCAGGCCGCCUCGGACCUGAGGGACUAUUUUGAGAGUUACAUCUCCAUUGCCUCCACCAUACCCUCAGUGCUGUGCCUAGUUGGAAACUUCUUGCUUGUCAACAAGGUUGCUGCCAGCGUGCGGAUCCUGUCGUCCCUGUUUGUCAUGCUGGCUGUGUUCCUGGUGAUCACCGUGCUGGUCAAGGUGGACACCUCCACCUGGACCACGCCUUUCUUCGCCCUCACCGUGGGCUGCGUGGCCGUGGUCAGCAGCGCCUCCACCGUCUUCUCCAGCAGCAUCUUCGGCCUCAGCAGCUGCUUCCCCAUGAGGAACCUGCAGGCCCUGCUCUCAGGCCAGGCCAUGGGUGGCACCAUCAGCGCCGUGGCCUCCGUGAUCGACCUGGCGGCGGCGGCCGACGUCACCGACAGCGCCCUGGCCUAUUUCCUCACUGCCGACAUCUUCAUCGUCCUCUGCAUCGUGGUGUACCUGCUGCUGCCCCGGCUGGAGUACUCCAGGUAUUACCUGAGCAGCCAGAAGGAGAGCCCCUCUCUGGUCACUGUGCCGGAGGACCAGGCAGAGCCAGGAGGCACCGGGAGCUGCUCCUCCUCCCUCACAAGGAGUGCUGGCAUCCCCCCACUCCGCCCCAUCCUGCACAAGACUGCCCUCCUCGGCUUCUGCCUCUUCUACGUCUUCUUCAUCUCCAUCAUCAUCUUCCCUUCCCUCUCCUCCAACAUCGAGUCAGUCAGCAAAGCCUCGGGCAGCCCCUGGAGCACCAAGUACUUCACACCCCUCACCUGUUUCCUGCUGUACAACUUUGCUGACUGGUGUGGCAGGCAGGUCACUGCCUGGAUCCAGGUGCCAGGCCCCAAGAGCAAGCUGCUGCCUGCCCUUGUCCUCCUCAGAACCGUCUUCCUCCCUCUCUUCAUCCUCAGCAACUACCAGCCGCGGGCUCACGUCCGGACCGUGCUGUUCGACAGGGACAUCUACCCCGUGCUGUUCACGGCCCUGCUGGGGCUCAGCAACGGCUACCUGGGCACUCUGGUCAUGGUCUACGGCCCCAAGAUCGUGCCCAAGGAGCUGGCCGAGGCAGCAGGGGUGGUCAUGUCCUUCUACCUGGUGCUGGGGCUGGCUCUGGGCUCUGCCUGUGCUGUGUUCGUGGUGCACCUCGUGUAGAGGGGGCAGCCAGGGAGGGGGGUCCCCUC
This is a messenger RNA of Melozone crissalis (California towhee), 1409 nucleotides long. RefSeq names its product solute carrier family 29 member 3 (gene SLC29A3). Gene Ontology annotation, cellular component: Golgi apparatus; plasma membrane. The coding region runs from base 1 to 1380 and encodes 459 amino acids. The record is from RefSeq and is a predicted model, not a curated record. Gene Ontology annotation, biological process: nucleoside transmembrane transport. Gene Ontology annotation, molecular function: nucleoside transmembrane transporter activity. The transcript is spliced from 5 exons. NCBI's taxonomy places the organism in Eukaryota, Metazoa, Chordata, Aves, Passeriformes, Passerellidae.